Molecule: messenger RNA, 1031 nt
Organism: Lymnaea stagnalis (great pond snail)
Lineage: Eukaryota; Metazoa; Mollusca; Gastropoda; Lymnaeidae
Source: the annotation of a GenBank genome assembly
AAUCUAGAACAAAUUAUGUUAAGUCCUGACUCCACUGCAAAGACGGGAGAUUCUGGUAUUGAGUCUUUAGCCAGGCGUCUACAAGAGGACACACAGCUGGGGUCAAGUAUGGGAUCCAGUCCGGUCCCGCCCUCUAGUGGCAAUGAACAAGUAGACCAAGCUUUGGUCUUUCACCUGAGUUACUGUGACAAACUACUUGAGGUGAGCUCCAUCUCUUUGAUCUUUCUCUGUCCAUAAGAUUUUAUUUAAGUCAUUUCUUGACCCCCUGGUUCAGCGGUUUGAAUGACUCUUACACAAGGGUCCCCUAGGACCAUCAGAAAACACAUAUUUAUGUGAAGCAACAAAAAUAAUUUGAUGGAGGGGGUUCACCACAACAUGAAUUGUAUUCAAGGGUCUUGCAUUAGGUAGGUUGAGAACUACUGCUCUAGUUGGUGGCAUCCUUUUGCCCAUGUUAGUGUCAGCCUUUGGCAGUAUUAGUGUCAGCCUUUGGCAGUAUUAGUGGCAUCCUUUUGCCCAUAUUAGUGUCAUCCUUUGGCAGUAUUAGUGUCAGCCUUUGGCAGUAUUAGUGUCAGCCUUUGGCAGUAUUAGUGUCAUCCUUUGGCAGUAUUAGUGUCAUCCUUUGGCAGUAUUAGUGUCAGCCUUUGGCAGUAUUAGUGUCAUCCUUUGGCAGUAUUAGUGUCAUCCUUUGGCAGUAUUAGUGUCAGCCUUUGGCAGUAUUAGUGUCAUCCUUUGGCAGUAUUAGUGUCAUCCUUUGGCAGUAUUAGUGUCAGCCUUUGGCAGUAUUAGUGUCAUCCUUUGGCAGUAUUAGUGUCAUCCUUUGGCAGUAUUAGUGUCAGCCUUUGGCAGUAUUAGUGUCAUCCUUUGGCAGUAUUAGUGUCAGCCUUUGGCAGUAUUAGUUCAUUUUGCAAAUGAUUUGAAUUACUUUCUUAGAAUCGUUGGACUUUUAUAAUCCUGAUCAAACUUUCUUUCAGAAUUUAGGAAAUUAUGGGCCCUUGAAGUGUCGGGAAUUCUAUGCAUUGGACCGUCUUCAA